AUGACCGAAACAAAUAUGCGGUUAGAAGAUUGGCUGGAUGAUCUUUGUGUCCGUUUCAUCAUAAACCUUCCGCGCGAGGAGCUUGAAUCGGUUGAACGGAUAUGCUUCCAAGUCGAAGAAGCACAAUGGUUUUACGAAGACUUCAUUCGUCCGCUCGACCCUGCGCUACCGUCAAUGAACCUGAAGACAUUUGCUAUGCGCAUUUUCCAACAUUGCCCGCUUAUGUCGUCAUGGUCUCAUUAUCAUCAUGUGGCUGCCUUCCAAGAAUUUCUGGAUUACAAGACACGCGUUCCGGUCCGUGGUGCGAUCAUGUUGAACCAAGAUAUGGAUGAGGUCGUUUUGGUUAAAGGUUGGAAGAAGGGUGCCAACUGGAGUUUUCCCCGUGGCAAAAUUAACAAGGGAGAAAAGGAUCUUGAUUGUGCUAUUCGUGAGGUCUACGAAGAGACCGGGUUCGAUGUUCGGGCCGCCAACUUGGUUAAAAACGACGACGAUGUCAAAUACAUUGAGAUUACGAUGAGAGAGCAGCACAUGCGACUCUACGUCUUUCGAGGUGUGCUCCGUGAUACUUACUUUGAGCCGCGCACCCGGAAGGAAAUCAGCAAGAUUGAGUGGUACAAGCUUUCAGAGCUGCCGACGUUGAAGAAGAAUAAACAGCAUGAUGAAGGACUCGCAGUUGCGAAUGCGAAUAAGUUCUACAUGGUUGCCCCGUUUCUUAGUCCCCUCAAGAAGUGGAUAGCGCAGCAGAAGAAGCUUGACGCGAGAGCCCAGCCUGGUACAAACCAGGUCUCACAGGCUGAGGGAUAUGCUUCUGUGGAUGAAAAUGGCCAUACCAAUGGUACGCCAGGCAUGUCCCUCGCGAAAAUGGCCAUUCCAAGUGAUCUUCCUGAGGUGACCUCAGCGCAAGAUGCUUCAGAUCACCUCAAGCGCCUUUUGAAGAUCGGCGCCGCACCAGUGCAAGGCCGUACACCCGGCCUCGAGUCAGUUGGAGCUUCUGCCGUUGACCCGUCUAAGGCGAAUGGUCUUCUUGCCUUGUUGCAGCGUGGACGUCAAGAGACAUUCCCUCAGGACUCUCACAGUAAUCUAAUGGCGUCACCUAAUACAUCUCAGUCCAACCUCCAAUCUGCAGAACAACGGCCUCAUUUGGGCCCGAAUUUCUUCCCUGGCUUUCCUCAGCAGCAACAGAAUAUGGGUCCAUCCCCUUUCAUGCGGCAGAACUCGACACCAUUCCACACUAUUCCAUCCCAACCUCAUAUCGAACACUCCCAGAAUGGCCCACAGGUUCUUCCUGGUAAUGCAUUCCAAAGUCCUGCGCAUAAUUGGUAUCCAAAGCCCCACGCGAUACCACAAUUCCCUCAAACCACCAUGUCUCAAUAUCAGCACCAUAACCAGCCUCCUAUGGCCCCUGGCGUUCUGAACCCAAGCAAUAUGCCCGCGCCGUUUCAACGAACAGGAGACCCCGAGUUCUCUGAAUCCGCUCAAUUAUCUCAAACUCGGGGCCCAGUCGUCCCGCCUGCGAGCAAAUUACCUCCCCCGAAGCUCACAAGCCAUUCCCUGGCGCUCUUGGAAGUCUUCAAGGUCAAGACCCCCAAGGGUCCGAGUCCAGCGAUGUUGGCGCCUCCCACCCAGGGUCCUUCCCACGACCGUAAGAGGUCUCAGCAUCAGGAUAGUCUUUUGGGUCUGCUCAAAGAUCCCCAAACUGCCCGUGUUUCCGAACCAGCGGAAUUGUUAGGCAAUCCUAUUGUGCCCUCUGCGGCUCCUUCAGAGAAGCAGAUUCUUCAGCGUCCUCGCGAUCACCACAACCAGCCCACGCACCAGGCUGGUGCAGGUCAAACAUCAGCUACCGUGUCUGGACCGUUGAAUAUGCCACAAUUUGAUACAUUUGCCAAACCGCACAAGUCAAAUCCUGCAGCUUCCCGAAAGAACCAUGCGAACAGGCGAGAGCACCCCCAGCCACAGCAGCUAUCCUCGCCCAUUACCAUUCUAUCGCGACCUCAUUCUGCCAAACAGGAGGUAUCCUCGUCGAGACCUGUUGCACAAGCAACCCAGGUUUUGCCUGCGAAGAUGCCCGAAGCGCCUGAGCCUAUCAAGAAUUUCCAACCGCAGAUUCUACGUCGAUCCGAAAAACCUGGAUAUGAAGCAUCGAUGGCGACAGCUCCUCAGGCAGAAGCCAUUGAACGCAAAUUGAGUUUGCCCGGAGCUGAUCCCGAGGGCUUGGCCCCACAGGGCAACUUCGACCGUCGACCGAGUCAAACUGCUGAGCAGAAAGCCUCACUUUUGUCUCUCUUUAGCAAGGCACCUGUCUCUCCGUCGCCCGUUUUUGCGAGCCCGUUCGACCCCCGAGCCGUCAACCAGCAGCCGGCAGCAUACUCAGGCUUUGUCAGCCCGAUGUCGUCCCGUAAUCGUCCGAGCAGCGGGGAUUCUAUCUCUCGUCACGGCACGCCCUCUGAUGGUGGUGCGCACGCCAGCGGUCAACAGGUCUCCUCGCCGAGCAACAAGGCAUUCUUGCUUGAGUUCUUGGAGGGAGUGGCCAAGGGCAAUAAGUAG
Molecule: messenger RNA, 2544 nt
Organism: Penicillium verrucosum
Lineage: Eukaryota; Fungi; Ascomycota; Eurotiomycetes; Eurotiales; Aspergillaceae
Product: decapping enzyme complex catalytic subunit DCP2
Exons: 2
Coding region: 1-2544 (847 amino acids)
Biological process (GO): deadenylation-dependent decapping of nuclear-transcribed mRNA; nuclear-transcribed mRNA catabolic process, nonsense-mediated decay
Cellular component (GO): cytoplasm; P-body
Molecular function (GO): 5'-(N(7)-methylguanosine 5'-triphospho)-[mRNA] hydrolase activity; RNA binding; manganese ion binding
Source: RefSeq, a predicted model, not a curated record